This is a messenger RNA of Xenia sp. Carnegie-2017, 1445 nucleotides long. RefSeq lists its product as uncharacterized. The record is from RefSeq and is a predicted model, not a curated record. Gene Ontology annotation, molecular function: protein binding. NCBI's taxonomy places the organism in Eukaryota, Metazoa, Cnidaria, Anthozoa, Malacalcyonacea, Xeniidae. Bases 152 to 1195 code for a protein of 347 amino acids. The transcript has 3 exons.
CAUUGACAGUUUAGUUCCCAGUUCCUAAUACUUAUUGCCAUUUUCCAAGAAAACCUUUUGUAUAUUUCAUCAGCUAGUUUGCUUUCAUUUUUAAAUAACUCAAAAAAUAUUAAUUGGUUUAAAUUAACAGAACAUUUUCUAGAAGAGAAAGAUGGAAUGCGACCGUUGCCACGACAAAAAGCUUUCAAACGAGUUUCCAUUUUUUCCUUUGACAAAGAACUGUGAUCAUGCACUACUUCAUUGUCUGGAGUGUGCAAUAGAGUGUGUACAAAAGCAUCACAUGUGUUCCCAGUGCGAGAUCCAAGUGAAGAAAGACAACAAUGUCUACAGAGAGUAUUUGGAGACCUUGGAAUAUCUUUAUCCUAAUGAAGGAGAAGAGGAAAUAAUUGAAGAGAAAGUUGAAAAUGGUCAAGAUUCAGGCAAUAUUUUUGUGACUACCAUGUCAGGAGAAUUAUUGACACUAUCCUAUCAUCGGAACAAGAGAAUUAUAGAUUUGAAGAAAGAAGUGCAAGUUGGGCUUAAGACAGAACCUGAAAAACAGCGUCUGCUAUAUCAAAAUAAUGAGCUCAAGGUUCGCACUAGUGAUCAUGGUGUUAUGACAUUAAAGGAUUAUAAUAUUCCACCAAACAGUACAGUACAUCUUAUCAUUGUAUUGUGUGCAGUACCUGAUGAUUUGGAAGAAGUUGUCUUUAAUUUUUGUUGGAGUAUACCACCUCAUCAGCGUCGUGACUUUUUAGACGUGUCAGUGUUUGCAUAUAAUGGAGUUGGUAAAACUCUUGGUUAUAUUUGCUAUAGGCAGUGCAUUUUACGUAGAGUUCCUGGUAUAAUGCAUUCUGGUCCUGCACGCAUUCGCAACAGAGUUGGUCACCAAAAUGUAAAUGUGAAUCUCAAAAUCAUUCCUGAUCAUGUUGACAAGUUAGUUUUCACACUUAGUGCCUGUCGUUCAUCCAGUAUAUCUCAGUAUCCGUACUACAGGCUGCAGUUUUAUGAUGUCAAUUUUCCUGAUCGACAAUUAAUUGAUGCUAAAGUUGAUGUGCAACUGAAAGAUCACAAGUCUAUUAUUAUGUGUUGUCUAUCACGAAAGAAUGGACGAUGGGAGGUUAUUGAAGUAAAGGAAGGUUCUGACGGAUUUGCAUAUGAUUAUGACCCUUUGAAAGCAACAAUAAAAACAUUAAUAAGACAAGGCUUUUUUUGAACGUACUUUGUAUGCCCAUCUUUAUUCUUUACAAAAAAAAUGGCUAAAAUAGCAUUAGUUGCACUGUAAAAUUGUCAGAAAAUUAAUCAUAUCACUUGCUGCAAAUGUUAUUUUAUUAAGACAUUGAGUAAGCAUUCAUAAAAACAGCUUGCAUAUAUCUUACGCUGUAAAUUUGUCUGGAAUUCAUAAUUUUAAUCGAGUACAUUGUUAAUAUUUUCAUAGAAAUGAAGAAACUUAGAUUUGUUUCUCA